AGCAGAAGGAAAAAGAAAAAGCAAAAAAGGGUCCAGACUCCAGCAUCUCAGGGGUUUAGCGGAAGAAAUCUCUUCUGGGCUAGAAGAAAGCAAAGCAAUGAACAAAAAUGGCAGCAGCUUUGCCAUAUGCACCACCUCUAUAUUCAGCUGUUUGUAAUUUCAACGUUAAAUUGCAUGUAAAGAACUCUAUUUGUUCAAAUGGUUUUGCAAGGCCUCGAUUUUUCACAGGUCUGAGUAAGAAAAGCGGCAGGAGUAGUUGUGAAAUUAGGUGUAGUCAAUCGACAACAAUCAAGAAAACAGAGAAAGAUAGCCGAAAAGGUCAUAGGAAAGGUGAAGGGAGGUUGAUUUUGAGUGAAGGAAGAGAUCAGGAUGAGAGUUAUGAGUCUAUUUGCCCUGGUUGUGGAGUUUUCAUGCAAGAUAAGGACCCUAAUCUUCCUGGUUUUUAUAAGAAAAAGAAGGUGGAACUUAGUGAGGUCAUAGGGGAUGAGGAUGAGGAGGAUUCUGGGGGUUUAAUGGAUGAUGAAUUUGAUGAUUUUGACGAGGAGGAUGAGGAAUUUGAGGAUGGCAUUGAGGGGCAAUUAGAAGGGAGUGGUGAUGGGGUUGAAGGAAGAUUUCAGGGUGCAGAUGGGGUUGAUUGGGAUUUGGAAGAGUUGGAAAACGAAUUUGAGAAAGAAGAUGAUGAGUUAAAGAAGUUGGAUGGGUUUGGUCCAGCUGGUGUUGGUUAUGGUAACAUUACAGAAGAGGUUGUGGAGAAGGGGAAGAAGAUAAAGUUGUCGAAAGCAGAGAGAAAAAGGAUGAAUAGGGAAGCUCGGAAGGACAAAGAGGAGGUGACAGUAUGUGCUCGAUGUCAUUCUUUAAGGAAUUAUGGGCACGUUAAGAAUCAAGUAGCUGAGAAUUUGAUACCGGAUUUUGAUUUUGAUAGGUUGGUGACCACCAAGUUAAUAAAACCCACAGGCGUUGCUGAUGCUACGGUUGUGGUUAUGGUGGUUGAUUGUGUUGAUUUUGAUGGUUCAUUUCCUAAGCGAGCAGCAAAGUCUUUGUUCAAGGCUCUGGAAGGAAGCAGAGAUGGUUUCAAGUCUAACAAGAAGCUGCCAAAGCUUGUUUUGGUGGCUACGAAGGUUGAUCUUCUUCCAUUGCAGAUUUCCCCAGCAAGGUUAGAUAGAUGGGUCCGCCACCGUGCCAAGGCAAACGGAGCACCUAAGCUGAGUGGGGUUUAUCUAGUUAGUGCUCGUAAGGACCUGGGAGUGAGGAAUUUGUUGGCAUUUAUUAAGGAGUUGGCUGGACCAAGAGGGAACGUCUGGGUAAUUGGAGCUCAGAAUGCUGGGAAGUCGACAUUGAUUAAUUCAUUUGCUAGAAAAGGAGGAGUAAAAGUUACAAAGCUUACUGAAGCUGCUGUUCCUGGGACAACACUGGGGAUAUUGAGGAUUGGGGGAAUAUUAUCUGCCAAAGCAAAAAUGUAUGAUACACCAGGCCUGCUACAUCCAUAUCUCAUGUCCAUGAGAUUAAACAGGGAGGAGCAAAAAAUGGUUGAGAUACGGAAGGAGCUUCAACCUCGAAGCUAUAGGAUCAAGGCAGGUCAGACUGUACAUGUUGGUGCCUUGGCAAGACUAGAUCUUAUCCAGUCUUCUGUAGAGACAAUCUAUGUCACUGUCUGGGCAUCUGCAAAUGUUUCUCUCCAUUUAGGAAAGACGGAAAAUGCUGAUGAGAUCAAGAUCAAGCAUGGGGGAGUCAGGCUACAGCCACCUAUUGGUGAAGUAGGAGUUCCUCAAUUGGGCAAAUGGGUCAGGAAAGAAGUUAAAGUGUCUGGAACAAGCUGGGACGUGAACAGCAUUGAUAUUGCGGUGGCUGGCUUAGGCUGGUUUUCUUUGGGUUUGAAAGGUGAAGCCAAUUUAACACUCUGGACAUAUGAUGGCAUUGAGAUCACCUUGCGAGAACCUUUGGUUCUUGACAGGGCUCCUUUUCUUGAGAGACCUGGGUUUUGGCUACCAAAGGCUAUAUCAGAUGCAGUUGGUAAUCAGACUAAACUAGAAGCCCAAGUGCGGAAAGAGCAUCAAGAAACUAGUAUCACAUGUGAUUAAAAUUUUUUGUUUCAGCUUGAGGAUGGAAGAACAAAUACGAGCAAUAUAGCAGACAUCUGCAGAAGAGGAUAUUGAAUUUCUUACCAAUAUAAAACCAGAUUUCUGAUCGUGCCAGCGUUAAGUAGUUCCACAAAUGAAAGCAGUCACCAGUAAAAACGAGUAUUUCAGCAACCUACCGUACAGAAUUGAUUUUUGAUACAUGGAUUACAAGCCUUUCCGCUCUUACUGUACGGAAUACAACUUUCAUAUUGGAAUCAACGAGAUUGUUGUAUGUGCCUCUCAAGGAUGAUGCUCCCACCAGAUAUAGAAUUAAGCUCUGCUACUUGUAAGAAUCUAAUGCAAUUUCCUGAGAUUAUAGGUUUAUUUUAUUUAAACUUCGUAAGUUGUCCAUGAUCAGAAGUAGCAUGUAAUGCAACCGUGCAACACAUGAAAAAGAAAGUAAAUCCUUCGCUGA
Messenger RNA from Coffea eugenioides, 2532 nucleotides. RefSeq names its product GTP-binding protein BRASSINAZOLE INSENSITIVE PALE GREEN 2, chloroplastic. NCBI's taxonomy places the organism in Eukaryota, Viridiplantae, Streptophyta, Magnoliopsida, Gentianales, Rubiaceae. Gene Ontology annotation, biological process: brassinosteroid mediated signaling pathway; chloroplast rRNA processing. The transcript is spliced from 4 exons. Bases 108 to 2078 code for a protein of 656 amino acids. Gene Ontology annotation, molecular function: GTP binding. The record is from RefSeq and is a predicted model, not a curated record. Gene Ontology annotation, cellular component: mitochondrion; chloroplast stroma.